UUUAUGUUAAUUCUUGUGGCAGUGUUCGAUUGAGGUUGAAUAAUGUGCAAUAUUCUCACCUGAUAGGUCACCAUGAUAUUUGUAUCGAAAUUAUUGCUAAUACUGCUGUUCAGCUGUUGCAUGUGUGGACCUGAUAUAUUCAAGUUCACAUCACAACCUGUGUCACAAACUGUUAAUUCUGGUGGAUCUGUUACUCUGUCCUGUGUAGCUAUUGGAAGAACUGGCAUAACAUACUCCUGGUACAAGCUAGGUACAGCUUUCAACACACCUCCUGGUAACACAGACCUGAUUAGUGGAGCUACAGGAACAGAGUAUGAAGUAGACGCAGCUGAUGUUGAUGAGAGUGGAGAGGAUAAUUUGUUCCAGUGUAAAGCUACUUAUGGAGACGAUAUUAUUCUCAGUGAUGUUGCAACAGUCAAAUAUACCUUGCCAGACAAUAUUGAAUACGAUAGUACUGGAAAGAGCUACUUAGACCAGGUGGUAACAACAUCAGAUGAUGAACUUGAAGAAGGGGUUUAUUUAUUCAGGUUACAAUGUAAUCCAAACGAAGAUGAUUUUGAUACGUCUAUAGUUAAUGGAGAACCUUACGAUGUACAGUGGUUUAAAGAAGGAGAAUCGGGUAGAGUGGAGGAUAACCAUGAUAAUAUGUGGACUUACUACAACCCCACUCAUUUUGACAGUUAUGAAUUUGAAAUUGCUGGGGAUUAUGAAAUGAGACUGAGCACAGUUGAUCGUUAUGAUCUGAUAAUUGUUAGUGUACGAACAAGUGAUAAAGGGAAAUAUUCAUGUAAGGCAGUGUCUAGAGUCAACAAACAAGAAGUUCUCUUGGGGUCAACAGUCCUUAAAGUUUCUAUAGAGAGGGAUUAUUCGGUCAAGCCACUAGAUAUAAUAACUGGAUACAUGGUGCUUUCUGUAGAUGAUACUGGGAAGCUCAAAUCUAACCCCAAUGUUGGUGACAAGGUGUUACUGAUGUGUGGAGCUGCAUGUAGGACGUCCGGUGGUAGCUACGAUGCUCAAUACCAGUGGAAAGACAGCAUAAAAAACCUUAUAGCAGACACAAGGGAACAUAUUGUUACAAUCGACUCUGUUGGCACAGCUACUUUUACGUGUGAGAUUCUUGAUUCAGAGUGUAAUUCUGAUGUCUCGUCGGAGGAUGUCAAAUUAAUUAGCUAUCUUGCUAAGAUUAACCCUAUGCUCCUAUUCAAAUUCUCAAAGUCUCCUCCUGACUACAUGUGGUAUGACACCUCUGAUAACACGAAGUCUCACACUAAGUUCGAAAUAGGAUGUGAGGGGUCGCUAAGUUCUGGAAACACUGUGUUUUUUAGUACAGUGUAUAAAAUGCCCGAUCAAUUGACUGGUAAAUCAGCCACUGAAGUAUAUGAUUUCGGCCCAAGUAUUACAUCUGAUAAAAGUGGAGUGUAUGAAUGUGGGAUGUCUAAUACUCCAAACAAAGUGUUGUGGUAUCAGAAGACGACAAACGUUGUCAUUGCUGCCCGACCUACUGCAGCAAUCACUCCAACAACUGUUACUGUACAAGGCGAUACUACAGCUACAAUUACAUGUACUGUGGGUGGAUAUCCUAUAGAAUCUGUAACUAUCAGUGGACCAAACUUUCUGAGUUUUGAUUGUUUGACUUCAAGCUCUAGUGGGGAUGUUACAUGCAGUUCUAAUGAUAAGAUAAACUAUGUGGUUAAUGUAAAUAACUUUAAGUUGGAAUAUGCAGGAGAUUACAAAUGCACUGUCGGAACUAAAUGGUAUAAAAUCACUACUGAUAGUGCAUCAGCUAUAGUGAACUCAGCUUUUGACGACGUUACCUUAUCAUACGAAAGUACAACAGAACUUACAGCUAGCGAUAACCCUGCUAAUAAAGGAAGUUCAGUCACGCUAACCUGCGUUGUUAAAGGAGACCCUGAACCCAGUGAACCUGUAUUAACAAAAACAGUCGACAGUUCAGCUUCAACUAUUGCGAUGACCUGCUCUGGAACUACUACUAAAACUUGCAAAAAAGUCUUUUCCGCUGCAUCAUACACGGAUUCUGGAUUGUAUACAUGCAAUGGGAAAAACGUUAUCAAUACAGUUAAUAAACUAUCUUCUGAUUCGGUCAGCUUGAAAAUAGUGGGAAAUGCAGACGCCACAUUAACUCAGGCACCAGUCGAAUCAGAACUUCUAAAAGGAUCCUCUGUCACUUUCACAUGCAAAGUAGAAGGAAAUCCUCUACCAACGAAACUUAUCUUCAAAAAGGGGACUCAGGUCUUAAAAUCUUAUCCCAGUGGCAGUGACACCGAUGUAGACAAAGAAACUUACCACAUCUCGUACGAGAACACAUUUAAUCCUCUGGAAUUGCUUAACACUGGCGACUAUUCUUGUGAAGGAGAAAAUGACAACGGUGGCACACAACCGGAUAUUGACACCAAAACUCUGACUGUAGUGUCUGAUGUAACUGUCUCCCUCUCAGCCAGUACUGAUAAACCAUCUUUUGGGGAUGCAUUUACUAUAACCUGUACAGCAACUGGAGGAAGAAAACCCCACAGUGUUACUCUCGUACAUGAAGGUACUGCAAUCUCUACUGGAGCGUUCCCCUGUACUGAUGACGGAGACUAUUCCAAGAAAUGCACAUAUACACACACUGUUAACGAUUACUCCGCUGGAGGUACAUACACUUGCACUGGAUUGAACAAAGUAGCGGGAAAUGCAGUGCGAACAGAUUCCAAAUCUGUUAAAAUAUUUGUAUCUAAGACUGUUGUUGUGUCCCUUACUCCUGCAAGUGAAACAGAAAUAACCUAUGGGUCUGCAUACACUAUUACAUGUAAUGUCGAAGGAGGCGAUAAACCUCACAAAGUAACUCUCAAUAUUCCGGACAGUAGCACCAACUUGACUUGGCAGCGAGGCAGUUCAGGAAAUUCAUUGAUGUGUACUGGAGAAUUUAAUCUAGUUUGCAAGUAUGAGAUGUCCAGUCCAGUCUAUUCCAACGAAGGGCAGUACAGUUGCACCGGUUUUAAUAAACUCCCUGGUGAAACCAAUGAGAGGAGUAGUUUGGCGACUGGGUCGUUAGUUGUUGUUAAAAACGUGGAGUUGCAGCUAACAGAUACUAUAACAUCGAAUUUAGACGAAGUUUAUUAUGGAAACGAAUUCAAAAUAACUUGUGUCGCAGAAGGUGGCAGGAUUCCAUUCUAUCUUGAGCUAAUUCAGACUCCUUUCGGCAGUUCAACGCCUAAAGACCUUGUUUUAUAUGACACCACAGCAUCAAAGACUCCAGACUCUGUUACAGUGGAUAUUGGUGGAAAUACCUUAACGUAUGUUAGCAGUGUUACAAGCUCCGGUUAUGAUGAUAUUGGAACCUACAAGUGUUUAUCCAAGAAUAAAGCUGAUUUGAUGGCAGAACAAGACGCUGAAGAUGAGCUGGACAUCAUAGUGGUGUUGUGA
Molecule: messenger RNA, 3423 nt
Organism: Bolinopsis microptera
Lineage: Eukaryota; Metazoa; Ctenophora; Tentaculata; Lobata; Bolinopsidae
Product: hemicentin-1-like
Exons: 15
Coding region: 73-3423 (1116 amino acids)
Biological process (GO): cell-cell adhesion
Cellular component (GO): plasma membrane; cell-cell junction
Molecular function (GO): cell adhesion molecule binding
Source: RefSeq, a predicted model, not a curated record